GUCAUGCGUCUCAUAUUGAAAAAUAUAGCAGGAUGAAGAUCGUUCUCUCUGCUGCCUUGCUAGAAUACACCAGAUGUCCUGUGAAAAGUUUUGCUCUAAUUUUGCAUCUCACUGCUUCUCAAUUUAUUUCAAAGCUCAAAGGACCGGAAGAUCAUUUCCAAAUGUUUGUGUUAAAUCAUAUUCACAUCAUCUUUUAUGCUGUAAUGCUGAAAUCCUGCUUCUAAUAAUGCUGUUGAUGUACUGUUUUGGCAUGUGUGGUUUUUUUCCUCCUUUCUUGUUUUUGUGGAGUAGGAAGGAGUUCUGUGAGCUGUGCCUGGCUAAGGACAGGCAAACAAACAAAGUCUUUGUCUGCAAGAAAUUUCUCAAGAAAGAUGGCAGGAAAGUCCGCAAGGCUGCCAAGAACGAGAUCAUGAUCCUCAAAUUGGUGAACCACCCAAACAUCCUUCAGCUCAUAGACACGUUCGAGACCCGGAAAGAAUAUUACAUCAUCCAGGAACUGGCCACAGGGGGCGAUGUCUUCGACUGGAUUCAGGACCAAGGCAACUACACAGAAAGAGACGCCUCCAACGUCAUCAGACAAGUCCUGGAGGCAGUCGCAUACUUGCAUUCUCUCAACAUAGUCCACAGGAACCUCAAGCUGGAAAACCUAAUGUACUACACUGAGAACAACCACAACAAAGUGGUUCUGCGAGAUUUCUACCUUUCUCGAUUUGAGAAUGGGCCCAUCACAGAACCUUGUGGAACACCAGAAUACUUGGCACCGGAAGUAGUGGCUCGUCAUCGAUAUGGCCGACCUGUGGACUGCUGGGCUGUGGGUGUCAUCAUGUUCAUACUCUUAUCAGGUAACCCUCCGUUUUACGAUGAGACAGAAGAGGAGAACACGGAUCUACAUAAUCGCAUCAUUUUCUGUCGAAUUGUUGCUGGUGAUUUUGAGUUUGAUUCUCCAUACUGGGAUGACAUCUCUCCUGCAGCUAAGGAGCUUGUCUGCCGUCUCAUGGAGGUGGACCAAAUGUUGAGAAUCACAGCACAAGAUGCACUUUGGCACGAAUGGAUUGCAGGUAAUGGUGCAUCAGAGAAGAACCUAAAGGAUGGUGUAUGCGCCCAGUUUGAGAAGAACUUUGCAAAGGCCAAAUGGCGGAAAGCAAUCCGUGUCACGACCUUCAUGCAGCGUCUGAAGAACUCCGAGUCAACAAUUGAUAGUUCAGCUGACAUACAGGGUGGUCAAGAUGCAGGGGAUGCAAACGAAGGGCUGUCCGAGGUGACAAGUGACAAGGAAGCUGGCAGGGUCAUAGAAGGCAGGGUGAUAACAGGUGGUGUGCCUUUAGAGGUAAUGGUUGAAAAAAGGCCAGCAGACAUCGACCAUGAGGUCGAAAAACAGCAGGAAGUAAAGGUGAAUCUUAAAGUUGGUGCAUUGCCCUCCUGCGAUAAGCUUGGCACAAAGAAAGUGCAAUAUGGUCAUACCAAGAAAACAGCUGUCAAAUUGGAUGAAAAUAUAGAAUCCGAAAUAACGCCCACUACGACUGCUGAACGCACCGAACCAUCAGACAAUAUUUCAUUUUCUCAUCCUGAGAGGAAACAGACGUGCAACUCCCCAGAUCCUAGCGAUAAAGUCAAGAUGGCUGCAACAUUUCAUGGGCCUGCACCCGCAGCUCCAGCUAACACUACACACAAGAAUGGAAAUGACGGAAGCUGGUGUCAGACGCAACUCCCUGAGGCGGUGGCAGAGACUUCUGUGGGACCGUCAGUCACUCCGGCAAUUGCGCCGGGAACUAGGCCGGAUGUAGGUCUCGGUGUUAGGUUAAAGGGUGAAGCUAGUCCUGUGUUAAGGAAGGACAGGGAUGCCAAGAAAACAGACCGAUAUAGUGCAGAGUUUAAUAUUGCCAGAGAAGGUUCUGCAGCAGGUCAGGGCUGCUAUGCAAUUGGCAGCUCUGCUAGUUUAGGCCGGCACGCCACACCAUACAAUAGAGACAUUGCGACCGUAGGCAUGGGGAUGGCAGGGACCUAUGGGAGUCCAUACUGCACGUUGUAUGCAAGUGGAAGUAGUGUUGGAAUGUACGGGACCGGUUUGCAUCACGGAGGAAUGGGCAGCAGUACGGCCAGCGACUGGCAAAUGGACAGUGUGAUUGAGCAGAUAGAAAAGCAAAUGGUGGCAGUGCUGGAGAAGAUCGAGGGAGAGAUGCCCUCAUUGCUAGAGCAAAUCAGUGACUGCCCCCCCGAAACGCUACGCAUCAGGAGCACGCACGCCUCGCCUGCCACCUCGCGGGCACGCACCGCGCACCAUCACGCCUCUGCUGAGGCCUUGGCCACACCGCCACCUCUUCCGACUUCGCCCAGGCCCGCGGUGCCGUCCCUCCCUCGCCUUACUAUCCCUCCUCCUGCCUACCCUCCGCCCUCCCCACCGUCUCAAGCCCCAGUCCAGGCCACAGGAGAUCAAGAGUGUGGGCAGAGUGCCAGUGAAUCUUCUGGACAUUUCUCCAGAGCUGGGUUAGGCAAAGGGUUAUGAAGCAAACCAUCCAGAUGGGAGGACUGAAAAUGGCAGCUGACUGGAUGGAAGGAAGUCAAUCCUAUUCUUGUCUUGAUUUAUAAGUUACUCUGUCACACCAAAACAGUGCAGGAUAAGAUAAGAUGGCUUCUUAGUACAUCUUUUAUUCUACCAAACUCUACAACAGUUGAAUAAAAGGGAACACACGGGAACUUUAAAAGAAGGCUACAAAGAGCAUGAUUUUUUUUUAAAUGUGUCCAUUGUAUGCUCACUACGCAACAGCAUCAUUCUGGAAUCCAGAUGCUUUUUGUAGUUUGACAAAAAUGUGCGGAAUGGGAAAAAACGCUGUAUAAGAAAUGACAAACCACUAUUUGAACAUGUCCUGCAGAUUGUAAAUAGGUUUAUUGUAACUUCCUUCCUAAUUCUUGUUAUGCUGUGUUGUGAAAGUCCUCAUGUCUAAACAUCUUUGAACAUUAUUAAUCAAGGAGUUUGGGUUCUAAUUUCAUAAUUUUAAUGUAACCAUUAAUUUGAGAAUGAGGUCAAAAUUGCAGCCAACUGAUGAAACCACCGCAAUAGAAAUCUACUAAUUUUAAAAUACAGCUCCCAAAGUCACCAAAAUUUUUUUUUGGGGGGGGGGGGUGAGAAGAAAUCCACUUAUUUCCAAUCACAAAUGUAAAACUAAUUUUGAUUUCAUAAAUGGUUUAUUGAAUCUGUAUACCUCCAUAUUGGAUCCUUUUCUCUGGGAAAAAAUAUUCACCAUUCUACCAAAACAGUAAAAUAUAUUGUAUUGGCAAGUCUUUCAUUAAAAAAUAAAAAUUUCAGCUUUUUUAUACAUUGAUGUUUUUUUCAUAAAGUAGUAUAAACUAGCACUGACUAAAAUGUAGUUACAAAGCACACAGCCUUCAAAUUAACGUUGAUCAAUUCUAUUAUAGAGGACCUCCCCCCCCUUCUAUUCAAGCACUUCCAUUUCUACUUUAAUAACUCUAAAAUCGACAUUUUCUUUUUUCAAUAACCAUUGAUGUCUUACUAAAGUUGUCCCAAAAACUAUAUAUUUAAUUGGCAUAAAGAACUCGACUUAUUUUACUAUCAGAAAUGUAAAAGGGAUUUAGUUUAUUCAUGCUUUUUGGGGUCUAUGUAACCCCCAUUUUAUGUGCUUUUCUCUGGAUCUAGUCUUAUCCACGCUUCUAUGGGAAAUAUUUUGUCUGCAAGUAUUGCAAUAAAAGGAAAUAUCUUUAGAAGAUUUAUUUGUUUUUAUUUGUGGUGAUUAUUAAAUUACUUAAAAUCAUUAAUGAC
Syngnathoides biaculeatus (alligator pipefish) is the source of this 3775-nucleotide messenger RNA. It is a transcript of the gene camkvl, whose product is annotated as CaM kinase-like vesicle-associated, like. The transcript is spliced from 10 exons. NCBI's taxonomy places the organism in Eukaryota, Metazoa, Chordata, Actinopteri, Syngnathiformes, Syngnathidae. The coding region runs from base 74 to 2503 and encodes 809 amino acids. Gene Ontology annotation, molecular function: calmodulin binding; calcium/calmodulin-dependent protein kinase activity; ATP binding. Gene Ontology annotation, cellular component: intracellular anatomical structure. Gene Ontology annotation, biological process: peptidyl-serine phosphorylation. The record is from RefSeq and is a predicted model, not a curated record.